Molecule: messenger RNA, 879 nt
Organism: Chionomys nivalis (European snow vole)
Lineage: Eukaryota; Metazoa; Chordata; Mammalia; Rodentia; Cricetidae
Gene: Aqp10
Product: aquaporin 10
Biological process (GO): glycerol transmembrane transport; water transport
Cellular component (GO): basolateral plasma membrane; plasma membrane
Molecular function (GO): water channel activity; glycerol channel activity; urea transmembrane transporter activity
Source: RefSeq, a predicted model, not a curated record
AUGUCCUGUCUUGGAAGGUACUGCCCAGACCCACCUCCGAUCCGGGGCCUCGUGGUCCGACAGUGCCUAGCAGAGUUUCUGGGUAUAUUUGUGCUGUUGCUCCUCACUCAGGGUUCUGCAGCCCAUUCUGUCAGUGAAGAAGACAAAGGCAACUUCCUUACAACUCUGACCAGCUCUCUGGCUGUUACAAUAGCUAUCUACGUGGCAGGCAAUGUCUCAGGAGCCCACCUAAACCCAGCCUUCUCUCUGGCCAUGUGCUUGAUAGGACGCAUGCCCUGGGCCAAGCUCCGCAUCUACUGCUCUGUGCAACUGUUGUCUGCUUUCUGUGCCUCAGGAGCGACCUGCGUUCUCUACCACGAUGCCCUCCAGCACUACACAGGUGGGAACCUGACAGUGACUGGUCCCAAAGAGACAGCCUCCAUUUUUGCCACCUAUCCUUCCCCCUAUCUGUCCCUGAACAAUGGCUUCUUGGAUCAGGUUCUGGGCACCUGGAUGCUGAUUGUGGGGCUGUUCGCCAUCCUAGACAGACGCAAUAAAGGAGUGCCUGCGGGUCUGGAGCCUGUGGUUGUGGGACUGCUGGUCCUCGCCAUCGGACUAGCCAUGGGUUCUAACUGUGGCUCUCCACUCAACCCUGCCCGGGACCUGGGCCCACGGCUCUUCACCUACUUGGCUGGCUGGGGCCCUGAAGCCUUCAGUGCUGGUAACGGCUGGUGGUGGGUGCCUGUGGUGGCUCCUAUGGUGGGGGCCACCCUUGGCACAGCCACAUACCAGCUCCCGGUGGCUCUGCACCACCCUGAGGAUCCAGAGCCCCGUUCCAAAGGUGGCAGCGGCUCGGCUGGGGGCUUCAGUCUCGGGAACUCUAGUUCAGCUGGAGUGUAA